AUGAAGUGAGCGCACACGGACAACGCGGCAUCGACCAUGACACGGACCCUCGGCAUGACCCUCUAUGCGUUUACCUUCAUCCAGAGUGCCAUCUGUGCAGACUCUGAAGAGCGACUCAUGAACUGGCUCUUGUCAAAGGAGCGUUAUAAUAACCUAAUCCGUCCUGCCCUGAACAGAACAGAAAGAGUGACUGUGAAGCUGCAGGUCUCUCUGGCACAGCUCAUCAGUGUGCAUGAAAGGGAGCAAAUCAUGACGACAAAUGUGUGGCUCAAACAGAACUGGAAUGAUUACAGACUGUCAUGGGACCCGGCCAAACAUGAGGGAAUUGACAAGCUCCGAAUUCCCUCCAGACACGUCUGGUUACCUGACAUUGUAUUAUACAAUAAUGCUGAUGGCACGUAUGAGGUAACGGUCUUCACCAACGUUAUCGUGAUGUUUAACGGCAGCAUCGACUGGCUUCCUCCUGCCAUCUAUAAGAGCUCUUGCAAGAUUGAGGUCAAGCACUUCCCCUUUGACCAGCAGAACUGCACACUAAAGUUUCGCUCAUGGACAUACGACUACACAGAGAUCGAUCUUGUCCUAAAGUCUGAAAUGGCCAGUAUGGAUGACUUCACUCCAAGUGGAGAGUGGGACAUUUUAGCUCUUCCAGGAAGGAAGACAGUCAACCCCCAGGACCCGACUUAUGUGGACCUGACGUAUGAUUUUAUCAUCAAGCGAAAACCUCUCUUCUACACCAUUUACCUCAUCAUCCCCUGUGUGUUGAUCACCUCUCUGGCCAUCCUGGUUUUCUACUUACCAUCUGAUUGUGGUGAGAAGAUGACCCUGUGCAUCUCUGUCCUCCUGGCCCUCACUGUCUUCCUCUUACUGAUCUCCAAAAUUGUUCCUCCUACAUCCAUGGAUGUCCCUCUAAUUGGCAAGUACCUGAUGUUCACCAUGGUGCUGGUGACGUUCUCCAUCAUCACGAGUGUAUGCGUGCUCAAUGUGCAUCAUCGAUCCCCGAGUACACAUACCAUGCCGAAUUGGGUGAAGCUGGUCUUCCUGGACAAACUUCCCAUGUUGCUUUUUAUGCAAAGGCCUGAAGGGAACUCAUCCCAACAGAGGCUACGCCAAGAGAGACAUCUCAAAGAUAAUAGAACUCUGCUUGGACUUAGGUGUGAAGCUCCCUGCAAGUCAGGAAUGUCCUCUUCCGCUUCGGUCUUGCUUGCUGCAUCUUCAGCAUCAGUGCUGUCUUCACCAGGACACUUUUACAACAAAGGGACCAACUUUCACAGGAAAAGUAAUCAGCGGCCUACAGACUUCCUGCCCAGUAGCAAUGCCUUGAACCAGGGAGACAUGAGAGGAGAACCAGAACAAUCAGACCUGGGGGCUGGUGUUCAAGAAGCAGUGGAUGGAGUUUGUUAUGUAGCUGACCACAUGAUGGGAAAUGACGAUGACCAGAAUGUUAUUGAAGACUGGAAGUACGUCGCCAUGGUGGUAGAUCGGAUGUUUCUGUGGAUCUUUGUAAUUGUGUGUGUGGUUGGGACAUUGGGCCUUUUCCUUCAGCCAGUCUUCCAGAACCAAACAGUUCCUGUCUAUCAGACAAAUUCUGAAUCCUCUCUGAGGAAUGGAAUGUAAAGGACGUGUCAGUAUGGGAUGCCAAAUACCUGAUCUAAAUUUCGAAGCCGUGAUAAGGUAGUCGUAAAU
Messenger RNA from Neoarius graeffei (lesser salmon catfish), 1683 nucleotides. It is a transcript of the gene chrnb4, whose product is annotated as cholinergic receptor, nicotinic, beta 4 (neuronal). Gene Ontology annotation, molecular function: acetylcholine-gated monoatomic cation-selective channel activity; transmembrane signaling receptor activity. NCBI's taxonomy places the organism in Eukaryota, Metazoa, Chordata, Actinopteri, Siluriformes, Ariidae. Gene Ontology annotation, cellular component: neuron projection; synapse; postsynaptic membrane. The transcript is spliced from 6 exons. The record is from RefSeq and is a predicted model, not a curated record. Gene Ontology annotation, biological process: signal transduction; nervous system process; monoatomic ion transmembrane transport.